Gastrolobium bilobum is the source of this 4722-nucleotide messenger RNA. RefSeq lists its product as uncharacterized. The transcript has 4 exons. Lineage: Eukaryota; Viridiplantae; Streptophyta; Magnoliopsida; Fabales; Fabaceae. The record is from RefSeq and is a predicted model, not a curated record. The coding region runs from base 1 to 4722 and encodes 1573 amino acids. Gene Ontology annotation, biological process: DNA integration. Gene Ontology annotation, molecular function: nucleic acid binding.
AUGGAGUUACCGGUUUUUAAUGGCACGGAUCCAAAUAGUUGGAUUUUUCGCACGGAACUUUACUUCGGCUUGCAACAGGUUCUAGAUGCGUUGAAGGUUCAGUUGGCUGGGAUGCGCAUGGAAGGACUAGCUGGUCCUUGGUUUCAAUGGCUGUUCAAUGGCGGUUCCAUCCAGUCUUGGGAUCAAUUGAAGUUAGCAGUUCGUCAACGCUUUGGCGGUACUGCGUACACUGAUUUGCGAGGUGUUCUGUCGAAAUUGACACAAGAUAGGACUCUGAAUGAUUACAUUAGGAACUUUGAGGCCUUAAUCAACCAGGUCACUGAGUUUUCUGAUGCAGUACUCAUGAGUUUUUUUGUGUCAGGACUCUUACCCGAUCUUCGACGGGCAAUUCAACUUCAUUCUCCCACAUCUCUCCAUCAGGCAAUGCAGUUAGCCAUCACUUAUGAUGCUCAUUUUGUGGAGUUGCGUUCCUCUUUCACUGCACCAGGGACUAAGAAAAGUUGUGUUAAGAGUUCUUACACGGUGGAACAACCUAAACCACUCACCACUAUUUUGCCCAGCUCGAAGCCUGUCCUUCCUGCUUUGCCAUCCACUGUACCUUUCAAGAAGCUCAGUCAUGAAGAAUUACUUAAGAAACGGGAGUUGGGGAUUUGUUACACUUGUGAUGAAAAGUGGAACCCUCGGCAUAAAUGUCAAUCUAAGUUUUUCUUAUUGGUGGGGGAUUUUGAGGAAAUUGCUGAGGAGGCUGAUGAGCAUAUUGUCUGGCAACCUGAAGGCACUCCUGAAGUUACUCAUGCAGCUGCUCUCCAUUCCUUGAAGGGUGACAAGAAUCCUCGAGCUAUUCAGUUUAGAGUGCAGCUCCAUAACAGGAUGGUCUCUAUCCUAGUGGACUCAGGCAGUUCUCACAAUUUUUUGCAGAAGCAAUUGGUGGAGGAUAUGGGACUCUCAACACUUAAGGUGCCUCGAAUGCGUGUUUUUCUGGGGAAUGGGGAGUUUAUGGUUUGUGACAGAAAAUGUUUGGCGGUUCCAUUGGAGAUUCAAGGGUAUGCUUUUACUGUGGACCUUUGGGUGAUUGAGUUAACUGGUUUUGACAUUAUUUUGGGAAUCUCAUGGUUGAGCCAAUUAGGCAGAGUUAUACAUGACUAUGUUGAAUUAUCUAUGGAGUUUAUGUCUUCGGGAGGUAGGGUUAUUCUACAAGGGGAAUCUGUUGGUGGUGUGGUUAGUUCUGUUAACCAGCAGUGUUUGAGAUUAGCAGGGGAAGCUGACCUUGUGGGACCUACAAUUCUUCCUGAACUAUUGGACUUGAAACAGCAAAUUCCCAUUGCUGUUUGGGACAUUCUGCGUCAAUUCCAAUCUGUGUUCCAAUUGCCACAGGGCUUGCCACUACCUAGGAGUUGUGAUCAUGCUAUUCACUUGCUAGAAGGGGCUCGGCCAGUCAAUGUUCGUCCUUAUCGGUAUGCUCACCAUCAGAAAGGGGAAAUAGAAAAACAAGUGUCUGAGUUGUUAGCAUCAGGAUUUAUCAAGGAAAGCAGGAGUCCUUUCUCUUCUCCUGUACUACUUGUUAAGAAACAUGACAACUCAUGGAGGAUGUGCAUUGAUUAUAGAGCAUUGAACAAUAUCACAAUCAAGGACCGUUUUCCCAUUCCAACAAUAGAUGAGCUAUUGGAUGAGCUUAGAGGAGCCAAUAUUUUCACCAAGUUGGACUUGAGGAGUGGUUACCACCAGAUCUUGUUGAUUCCAGAUGACACUCCCAAAACUGCCUUCAGAACUCAUGAAGGACAUUACGAGUUCUUGGUGAUGCCUUUUGGCUUAACCAAUGCUCCUUCUACCUUCCAGGCUGCAAUGAAUUAUAUGUUCAGGCCAUAUCUUCGCAAGUUCAUUAUAGUGUUCUUCGAUGAUAUUCUGAUUUAUAGUGGGUCAAUUGAGGAACACUAUAGCCAUCUUGUACUGACUUUGAGUUGUUUGCAGGAUAAUAUGUUCAUGGUGAAGCUGAGUAAGUGCUCUUUUGCAUUGGCUGAAGUAGAGUACCUGGGGCAUUUGGUUUCGGGCAUGGGAGUGAAGGCUGACCCCCGGAAAAUAGCUGCAAUGCAACAGUGGCCUCAUCCAAAGACAAUCAAACAAUUGAGAGGUUUUAUUGGUCUCACUGGAUAUUAUAGGAGGUUCAUUAGGCAGUAUGCAGCUAUAGCUUCACCUCUCACUGAUAUGUUGAAGAAGGAUUCUUUUUUGUGGACUGAGGAGGCUUCCAAGGCUUUUGAAGCCUUAAAGGUUGCAAUGACUGAGACUCCUGUUCUGACUCUUCCUGAUUUUUCCUCUCCCUUUGUGGUGGAAACGGAUGCAUCAUCCUUGGGAAUAGGGGCUGUCCUUCAACAGAAUAACCAUCCUAUAGCUUUUUUUAGCAAGAAGCUUGGGCCAAGGAUGCGGGUGGCUUCCACUUAUGUCAGGGAAUUAUAUGCCUUAACUGAGGCAGUGAAGAAGUGGAGGCACUAUUUGCUUGGAGCAAGGUUCAUCAUCCGAACAUAUCAUAGAAGUUUGAAGGAGUUGCUAACUCAAACUGUCCAAACAGUGGAGCAACAAAAGUAUGCCUGUAAACUAAUGGGCUAUGAUUUUUCUAUUGAGUACAAACCUGGUGCAACUAAUGUAGUUGCUGACUCCCUGUCACGUUGUUUUGAUGAAGAGCAACCCAGUUUCAAUUUGGCACUAUUGUCUGAAGUUCAAUUUUCCUUGGUAGAUCAGAUUCGAGGUGAAAACAUAUCUGAUCCUGAGCUUGUUGACAUUCGGCUCAAAUUGAACAAUCAGGAAUUGAUAGGUUCAGAAAUUACUGACCGAGAUGGCAUCUUAUAUCACAAAAAUCGGUAUUUGUUGGGCACUGCUUCAGCAUUGAAGGAUUUUCUUUUACAUGAGGCUCAUUCCACUUUGGUUGGAGGUCAUGCAGGUAUUUCUCGUACUCUUUUGAGAUUGUCUGCUUCUUUUUUUUGGAAAGGAAUGAGAAAGGAUGUCCAGGAUCUUGCGAGGAGCUGCUCCACUUGCCAGAUGAUUAAGCACACUACUUCUCCUCCCUUGGGUUUACUUCACCCUUUACCUAUUCCUGAUGGUGUGUUUGAAGACCUGAGUAUGGAUUUCAUCACAGGAUUGCCAUUGUCAAAAGGUUUCAAUGUUAUACUAGUGGUGGUCGAUAGAUUGACAAAAUUUGCUCAUUUUGGGGCCUUAGCUAAUCCCUACACUGCUGUAAAGGUAGCUUCUUUAUUCUGUGAUAUGGUGGUCAAAUUACAUGGUUUUCCAAAGACCAUUAUUUCAGACAGAGACUCUAUCUUCUUGAGUAAAUUCUGGUCUCAGCUAUUUAAAUGCAGUGGGACAAGUUUACGUACUAGCACUUCCUAUCACCCACAAACAGAUGGGCAAUCUGAAGUAACUAACAGAUAUUUGGAGCAAUAUCUUAGAGCUUUUUGCCAUGAUGAGAACCACAAAUGGGCAGUAUACUUGGGCUGGGCUGAAUUUCAUUACAACACUGUUGUCCACUCCUCAAUUAGCAUGACUCCUUUUCAAGCUCUCUAUGGCAAAGCUCCUGUCAUGAUCCCAACUUAUGUUAAAGGGUCAGUUCGUGAGGAGGCAGUUGAUGCUACUUUGAGCCAUCGUGAUGGUUUAUUGAGACAUCUUAGGAAUCAAUUACUGAGUGCCCAAAAUCGCAUGAAGGUCCAAGCCGAAAAGCACAGAAAGGAUCUUCAAUUUUCAGUCGGUGAUCUGGUGUUAAUCAAGUUGCAGCCUUACAGAAAGAUCACGAUAGCUCAUAGGAAGUGUCAAAAACUUUCUAAAAGAGGUGAUGGGUCUGUUGUUCCUGUUCCUUUGCCCUCAAUUAAUAAGGAAAAUCAUCCUGUCCAGUUGCCUUUAGCAGCAGUGAUGACUCGGACUAUUCAAGGGACUCACGGUGAUCGAAGGCAGUGGUUAAUUCAGUGGACCAACUCUCUCCCUGAGGAUGCUACUUGGGAGUAUGAAGAUGAUCUUAUCAGUUUUUACCCAGAAUUUUCUCUUCCCACAAUGAACCUUGAGGACAAGGUUCUUACUGCAGGUGGAGGCAAUGUUAUGAUGGAGGAACCUAAGCCUAAGAGGAUGACUGGGCCUCCUUCCUGGGCCAAGGACUACCUUUUACAGAUUGAUAGUGAUCCGUGGCUUAUAGAUAGGAAGCGGAUCAUUUGUGAAGUUUUAUCUGAUGAAUAUACAAAUUUGUUUUUGAAUUCACCUCUGUUUCUUCUUGUUCUCUCCUUGAGUUACCACAUAGGAUCUGCAAUCCUAUCAGAAAAGGAGCAUGGACUAAACAGGAAGAUGACCUUCUUUGGGCAUGUGUGCAACAAUAUGGAGAAGGAAAAUGAUAAGUGGUGGGAAACGGUGAAGGACCAUGACCAUGAGGCAGGCAACGUAAAGAACGAUAUAUGGUGCUUAGGUGACCAAAAUGGGAAACUCUUGAAAGACCAUAAUUGGAAUGAGAAGGUUACUUCAUUGACCACACAAGCUGGGGACUUUCUUGUAGAAACAGUAAUGGACGACAAGGGAGGCGGCAACACAGAGAAUGACAUGUUUCACUUGGGUGAUAAUGAUGGGAAGCUCAUGAAAGACAUUAAUGGGAAUGAUCAGGAGCUUACAUCAUUGACCACACAAGCUGGGGACUUUCUUAUUGGAGAUCAGUGUUGGAGUCAUUUUCUUUAUGAUACCAAUUUGUGGGAUUUAUGA